This is a messenger RNA of Acanthopagrus latus (yellowfin seabream), 7686 nucleotides long. RefSeq names its product regulating synaptic membrane exocytosis protein 1-like. Lineage: Eukaryota; Metazoa; Chordata; Actinopteri; Spariformes; Sparidae. The transcript has 35 exons. Gene Ontology annotation, biological process: intracellular protein transport; positive regulation of synaptic transmission; regulation of synaptic plasticity. The record is from RefSeq and is a predicted model, not a curated record. Bases 726 to 5384 code for a protein of 1552 amino acids. Gene Ontology annotation, molecular function: transmembrane transporter binding; small GTPase binding. Gene Ontology annotation, cellular component: cytoskeleton of presynaptic active zone; presynaptic membrane.
GGUGAGUGGAGCCCCCCAUUCUCAAAUGAGGGCUGCGCGCUCCCGCCGCGAGAGAAGUGAACGCGCUUGAGGGGCUGCGGUCCCAUUGACGGUUCCGUCUCCCUGACAGCAGCAUCAGCAUCAGCAUCAGCGGCGGCGCUGGAAAACAAGAAGUCGCCGCCUCGCCCCGCAGCCACACAGCCAGCCCGACGGACCGAGCGGAGACCCGAGCCGCGUCCAGGGGACCCCCCUCUCUGCCCGGCCUGAAGGAAGGAAGCGAGAUCCCCCUCCCGUGUGCCAUCGUCCCGACCGACCGCCGGAGAUAUGGGCUCCCCGUAAAACGGAGGUGGUGGAGGGCAGAGGCGGGCGGGCGGGCGGUGGGAGGGGGGUGGGGGGAGAAGACAGCGGAGCAGCAAGAGGGAGAAGGACAGGCUGAAAAACGGCAACCGGGAACCGAAGCGCUACCACCACCACCACCACCUCCGUCACCGCUGCUACUACUACCGGAGCUAGCACCGCCGCUGCCGCCGCCGCCGCCCUGGGUGCCCCCCGCCACCGCCAUGGGAACUCCGCAUCAGUCGCUCCAACCGCCGCUUUGUCCGUGGGCCAUGUCGUGAUCCGUGGGCUCCGCCAGCGGGUUUUCUAUCCGUGAUCCCGACCGAGGCGAGGAGGAGGAGGAGGAGGAAGAGGAGAGGAGGGGAGGGGGGGGGGAAGAGGGAGGGAAGGUGGUGGUGGUGGUGGGAAAGAUGUUCGCCUCGGUGGGCCCUCGGGGCGGCCCGCGCCCACCCGUCGCCCCGGCCAUCCCGGAGCCGGACCUGAGCCAUCUGACGGAGGAUGAGAGGAAGAUCAUCAUGGCUGUGCUGGCUCGGCAGCGGGAGGAAGAGGCGAAGGAGGAGGCCAUGUUAAAAGAAGAAAAGCCUAUCCAAGCAAGAACGGUGAACCUGGUCGGGCAGAAGAAGCCUCCACAGCAAAACGAUGUCCGAGGUAUCCAGCAGCAGUUGUCCAGCUACAGGGAGACGGUGAUCCGGCAGGCCACGGUGGCAGCGGGCUCUGUCCACCGGGACGACGCGCCAACCUGCGGCAUCUGCCACAAGACCAAGUUCGCAGAUGGCUGCGGGAACCUGUGUUCGUACUGCCAGACCAAGUUCUGUGCCCGCUGUGGGGGGCGAGUAUCCCUUCGAUCCAACACGGAGGACAAAGUGGUGAUCUGGGUGUGUAACAACUGCCGGAAGCAGCAGGAGAUCCUGACCAAGCCAGGCGACUGGUUCACCGGUCCGGCUGGGAAACCUGCUGGCCUUGGAUCAGCCAUCAGUGAGCCGUCUGUGUGCCAAACGCCCGGUGACAAGAAGCUCCGCUCUCGCUCCCAAGCGCCCCCGGGCUCCACCACCACUAUCCAAGACCCCAACCGACCCGGCGCACCUGGAACCACACUUGGCACCGAUCCUCGGUCACGCAGCGAACCACCGCGAGACACGAGAAAUGGAAGGGGAGGUGGAGGAGCUGGUCGUGGAGAGCGCCGGCCAGGUCAGGCCAGACUGCAGACCCAGGUCUCCAUGGACCGGGACCUCCGGGGAGAGUCCAGGGAGCGCAGAGAGAGCCGGCGGCUGUCAAAGGGACGAUCUCUGGAGCACGAUCCAGUGGGAGGAGGUGGUGGAGUAAGACGGACAGAAGAGGGGGGCUACCACCACCUGGACCACAGCGGUGCCCCCUCUCGCCAAGCAGGGCCGGUCCCACCUGGAGGCAGGGGCCACCCUGUGCAGGGUCGUGGCAUGGGCAUGGUAGGGGAGGUUGGGGAAGGGGUGCGGCCUGGUCAGAGGACGAUAGGUGGGGGGCCACAUGAACACGCCCUUGCUCAGCAAGCCCCUCCCCCUGAACUCAGAGAGCCUCCUGGUUCAGGCCCUGGCUCAGCCCCUGGCCAGGGACCGGUAGUGAGACGGACCAAACGGGAGAAGGCUGAGAGCAUGCUGCGCAAUGAUUCCUUAAGCUCUGACCAAUCAGAAUCUCUGCGGCCACCACCACCGAGGCCCUACAAGUCGAAAAGAGCGCUGGGGGCUGGAGGAAAGCGGCAGACCAGCGUCAGCAGUUCGGAGGAAGAGGGAGGGACCACGCCUGAGUACAGCAGCUGUGAGGACGCCGAGAUCGAAAGUGUCAGCGAAAGAGGCGACUGGGAGUGCUACCCACAUGACCCCACCGUAUGGCAUCAUCCUGUAACCUGGCAGCCGUCCAAGGAGGGAGACCAUCUGAUCGGACGCAUCACCCUCAGCAAGAGGAGCGCCGCCAUGCCUAAAGAAGCCGGUGCUCUGCUGGGGUUAAAGGUGGUGGGAGGCAGAAUAACAGAGUCAGGGAGAUUAGGUGCCUUCAUCACUAAAGUCAAGAAGGGAAGCCUGGCUGACGUGGUGGGACAUCUCAGAGCAGGGGAUGAAGUUUUACAGUGGAAUGGGAAGCUGUUACCAGGGGCAACCAUGAAGGAAGUUUACAACAUCAUCCUGGAGUCUCAAGCUGAGCCUCAGGUGGAGCUGGUGGUAUCCAGGCCUAUUGGUGAUAUCCCAAGAAUCCCCGACACGUCCCACCCUCCAUUAGAAUCUACAGGUUCCAGUUCUUUUGAGUCCCAGAAGAUGGAGCGACCAUCCUUAAAUGUCCUGUCUCCCUCCAGUCCCGGGAUGCUCCAAGAUGCUCCGCAGUUAAUGCCCGGCAAACUCUCAGUGAAGCUGUGGUAUGACAAAGUGGGCCAUCAGCUAACAGUCAACGUGCUGCAGGCUGUAGAGCUUCCUCUUCGGCCCGAUGGGCGGCCCAGGAGCCCCUAUGUCAAAAUGUACUUCCUUCCUGACCGCAGCGACAAGAGCAAACGAAGGACAAAAACCGUGAAGAAGACCUGUGAGCCCAAGUGGAACCAGACGUUUGUCUACACUCAUGUCCAUCGCAGGGAUUUCCGCAACCACAUGCUGGAGCUGACAAUAUGGGACCAACCCAGGUCACCAGAGGAGGACAGCACGUUCAUGGGAGAGAUCCUGAUAGAGCUGGAGACGGCCUUACUGGACGACAAGCCUCACUGGUAUCCACUUCAAACCCACGAUGUCUCAUCCAUACCACUGCCCCGACCGUCCCCAUACCUGCCCCGACGACACACAGACACCCCUGGCAAGAAGCUGCAGCGUUCUCAGCGUGUAACAGAGCCUGAAUUUGAUGAGGGUACAACAGUAGUGUCUAAAGCGGAUGGGCGUGGCAGGGAGAGGCAACGGGAGUCCACGUCUACCCUGGAGGUGCCGGACCAGCAAAGGACGCCCGCCCAUCACAUACGUUCCCGUUCGGUGUCCCCACACCGCGAGGAGCAGGGACGAAUCCGAUCACGCCAACCCAACAUUCAUGCCCAGAGGAGUCUGGAUGAUGAGCUUACGCACAAUCGUCGUUCUCGUUCUCCGACUCGUUACUACGACGCUGGCAGAGGUCGCCGCCAGGAGGAGGAGUACCUCGAUGACAGUGAGGUCAUCAUGAUCCACCAGUCAAUGCGAGGCAAAAGUGCUGAGUGUCUUCAUACCAGGAGGUCUACUAGGCACAAUAACACACUGCCACCUAAGAUGCCACUUUUGUUCAACGGUAUCCACAAACACAGAAACAGUUCCACGCUGCCUGCAUGCCGAAAGAUAAGCUCUGUCGUGGGAUCGCGCGUGGUCAUGGCAAGGCGCUGCUCCAUCACACACAGCGUUGUAAAGUUCACAGAUGAGGUGACAGUUAGUGAUCUGCAGCCCUCUCUGGACAGGGUUAGGAGCGCUAGCGCCAAUUGUCUGACACCAGACAAUCAUGCCCCCUCACCAGAGACUGAAAGAAAAUCUUUGUCCCAUUCCCUGCCCCGAAGACGUCCGGAGAGUCCCAGGAUUUUUAUCCAACAUGCUUCCCCUGAAGAUGACAGAAUAUUGAUGCUACUUCCUACUCAAGAGACUUUAAUUCACCUCAGUACAAAGAAGAGGCAGCCUCGGACCCUGGCAACACCCGAGUGUCACACUCUUGGCAGGAAGCUCUCUGACAGUAGCAGGGGCCACCUCCAAGGUGGUUCGUCUCUUUCCUCCUCAGUGACGUCCUCAGCCCGCAGAGUAAGGCAGCUCCCACAGCUUCCCCCCAAGAGCAGCACCGUAGAACAAGCCCUGGUAGCAGAGGAGUGUGUUCGUCAGCUCCAGAUGAGGGUUCAUUCCAACCGGGUGUCAGCCGCCUCCACCUCCAGCCAACAGGACCUGGACCGUUCCCUCAAGAACAAACGGGAGCUCUACAAGGACCAGAGGAGGAACAGUGAAAACGUUUCCCAUAGGUCCUCAGACAGUGAUGUCAGCGACGUGUCAGCCAUCUCUCGAACCAGCAGUGCCUCUCGCAUCAGUAGCACCAGCUACAUGUCCAUCCAAUCAGAGAGACCCAGGGGACGCUUCAGCAGGGCAAUGCGUGCGACAGGCCGCCACAUGAUGAAGAGCACCAGUGUCAGUGGCGAGAUCUACGGCAUGGAGCACACCGACGGCAGCCAAUCAGACACAGCGCUCGGGAGCCUCGGAAGCGGGAUCAAGAAGCGGCGCUCGAGCCUCAGCCAACGCGUUGUUGCCAUCCUGCCAUCCAGACGCAGUCGGAGUACCUCGCAACUCAGCCAGACAGAGGCGGCGGGUAAGGCGGCGGACAGACAGAAAGAAGCUUCUGCAGGUAAGAAGGUGGGCAAGGCCGGGAGCAGCAGCAUCCAGAGGAGCGUGGAGACGGGCAUGGCCGUGGAGUACCCACGGGGAGGGUCGGCCAUGAACCGACAGGCCAGCAGAGAGUCGACUGACGGCAGCAUGAACAGCUACAGCUCUGAGGGGAAUCUGAUCUUCUCAGGUAUGCGGUUGGGUGCCGACAGUCAGUUCAGUGACUUCCUGGAUGGUUUAGGCCCCGGUCAGCUGGUUGGCAGGCAAACACUGGCAACACCUGCCAUGGGCGAUGUUCAGAUCGGUCUGAUGGAUAAGAAAGGCCAGCUGGAGGUCGAGGUGAUCAGGGCACGAGGCCUUACCCCCAAACCAGGCUCCAAAUCCCUCCCAGCUCCCUAUGUCAAGGUGUAUUUGCUGGAUAAUGGAACUUGUAAAGCCAAAAAGAAAACCAAGAUUGCACGAAAGACCCUGGAACCACUCUACCAGCAGCACCUGCUCUUUGAUGAGAGUCCCCAGGGCAAGGUGCUUCAGGUGAUAGUAUGGGGCGACUAUGGACGAUUGGACCACAAAUGUUUCAUGGGUGUAGCACAGAUCCUAUUGGAGGACCUGGACCUCUCAAGCACGGUGAUUGGCUGGUACAAACUGUUUCCGCCAUCCUCAUUGGUGGACCCUACAUUAGCUCCGCUCACGCGGCUUGCGUCUCAGACGUCAUUGGACAGCUCAGGACCGCCACCGGGCGUUCGGUCCUAGUGACCGAUUGGCGACAGCAAAGCCCUCAAUAUCCCUUAAACGACAAAAUAAUGGACCACAGCUACUGGACCAGAACUGAGCAGAGGGCGAGAACACGCGCCCGAGGACAACAACGACAAGCCCUCAGUCAACCAGUGAAAAGCCAGACGGAGCAACAGGGAACAAGAGAGAGAAAGAGAGAGAGGGAGAGACAGAACUAGCCAAUCAAAGCUUAGCUGGAGUCUGACAAUCACGUCUCACACCUUCCUCUUCCUCCUCCGUAUGCCUUUUUUGUUUUCUAAGCUUUGCUUUCUUUGUUUUCUCCUCUGAGCUGCAGCAGUGGAGGGUCUCUGUCUGACAUUCUUCACCUCUCUCUUCUCAUCUUCUUUCUUUCCUUUCUUACUCACUUUCUCAUGCAGCCCCUCAGAGCACCCGAUCAAAGUGGAAUCCUCCACCUAGUAGCCCUCCAGCCAAUCAGAGUAGAAGCUUACUGCUAGGCCACAAGGACGGAGUGGUGUGAACAAUGUGUCCGAGGGAGUGAGUUGAAACUGAGGCAGCUACAUGCGGCUGUCCCGUCACAUAGAGGUUGGCUGUUGUCUCUGCCGGUGUUACCGUGGUAAUAGUAUCGUCAAGAAUGAGCAUGAGGCGCAGCGGUCUGGCACGCUCCAGUUACCUCUGCAGGUGAAGGGGAACCUGCACAUGCGCGUGCACAUUCUUAGCCUUGUUGUGAUGUAUGAAAGCAAGCACAAGAGAGGCUCGACUCCUUCAGUCAGAUGGAGGCAAACGAAAGCUUUGCUCUCGGUCCUAACAAGGAGAAAAGAAAAUAGAGGCCAAAUUGACUAUUUGCUUCUUUUUUUUUCCUAUCUUUUUUUUUUCAUUUGGACUCAUUUUUUCUGUCUUUGUUUUGCCCAGAGUUCAGAAUGGUACCACAAGGUGCAAGACUCCCUCUGUGUACGUGUAUGUUCGGUUUUCGAGCGAUUGGUGCGCCGACAAUAAAAAGGUCAGGUCACGUUCGCCCGAAACACCUGUAGCCCAGCCCUCGCCCACCCAACCCCCCGGUCUCCUCCCCUUCCCUUCCCCUCAAACUCCCCCUGUAGGAGGGAGCAGCAUGACUCGGGGACGCCCCGGCCCCAAGCUGCAUGCACGUUUCUUUCGUUUUUCCGUUUGUUUCGUUUUUUGUUUUGUUCUCUACUUUUUUGUAAGAUAGAAGACGAGACAAAUUAACGAACAAUUCUCAAAAAAACAAAAACAGAAAAAAAGACUAGACUAUGUGUGUUAGUUCCACAUACUUUUAGGCCAGCUUGUAUGUUGCAUGUUCUUGUACAGUUUGCUCGUACUGAAUAUGAAUACAAACCGAGAAAAGCCAAGCCAUCCCCGCCCCCUAACAGGAGCGGACCAAUAGGGGGGGAUCAAACUCCACCCAGGCCACGCCUACCACUCUGGGUCUAAAUAUACAUAUUAGGAAGUCUCCGGAAAAAAAAAAGUCUCUUCGUUUCAGUUUAUUUUGAACCCUUUGAAACAACAGUGCUGUUCUGUAGUACUGAGCAUACUCAAGCCCCUGACGUAUCUGAGGGUGUAGGUGUCUAAACUGUAGUUUAACACAGUCGGGGCUAGAGACAAAGAUAGAGAAUGUGUGUAUAACAGCUAAAUGUAUAUGAAGUAUCAUUAUGAGUUUGACAGAAAUUAUAAAGAUAUAGAUAUAUGAAUAUAAAAAGAGUGUAUCUGACUGCACACCCGUCACCAACACACACAUGCACACCUUGUACAUACAAACCAGGAUGAGCAGCUUGAACUUAAGUUAUGAACAAAACAAAAACAUCGCUGACACACAAACAUUCCUGGUCUUGUUGAAGGGAGUUUGCGUCCUGUGGAUGUGCUCAAGCCGCUGAGCGGCACUGAGCCACAAGGGGGCGCUAAUAGGCCUUUAUUUUUGUCCCAGUUGCAGAAAAACAAGCAGAACCAAUUGGAACAAAGUUUACUUUCUUCUCCUCAAAUCCCCUCUCCCCUGUUUAUUACUAUUGGUUUGGACUGGACUUCUAAAGCCAAUGAGAAAUCUGAUUUUGCAGACAUAUUUUGCGGAUGUUUCUGUUGAAACCCUUGGCGGUGUGGCCGACUGCCCUUUCCUUUGUCAGUAUUACUCCAGGAAUACUGAUUGUUUACAGCCCAUGGCUCCCCACUCCCAAACCACGAUUUUAGACGAAAGACUAAGUAUUCACUGCAACAGUUCUUGUUUGUAUAACAGAUGUGGCUCUACUGAUGUGUAUGUUUUAUAUUCAAGAGUUCAUUUUUAUUAUUUACAAAUAAAAGACUGUGUGGAAGAAGA